Molecule: messenger RNA, 2045 nt
Organism: Cylicocyclus nassatus
Lineage: Eukaryota; Metazoa; Nematoda; Chromadorea; Rhabditida; Strongylidae
Source: the annotation of a GenBank genome assembly
AUGUCACUUACCACUAGAAGAGUCUCAUUCAAGCAAGAGAAGAUGCUGAGAAGACUACCAACAGCACUCACAAUCAGAAGCAAUGUACGCAAUGUUACAACCACAUCCCAGAAGAAACAAGGUCAAUCCCAUGAUCUGUCAAAUCCAAAAGUCUUGGCAUUACAUAAAUUGUAUCGGAUUGAGCGAGUGACACCCGCUGCCAAAGGCUAUGCAAUCUUGAAAAAUCCACGAUUUAUGAAGGACAUGGCUUUCAACUUGCGCGAACGUCACUAUCUUGGCAUACUUGGCCUUCUUCCUCCUGCUGUCAUGACCAUCGAACAACAGGAAUAUAGGGAAAUGAAAAGAAUUCGUGAGGCAAAAGACCCGCUUUUGAAGUACAUCUUUCUUGACGACCUGCAAAACCGAAAUGAAAAGCUGUUUUUUCAACUUUUGCAUGACUAUGUAAAGGAGCUCAUGCCACUCGUUUACACACCAGUCGUAGGCACAGCUUGCCAGAAUUUCGGACAUAUCUAUCGACAUCCGAAGGGCGUUUAUAUCACAAUUAAUGACAACAGUAUCACCAAAAUUUAUCGAAUACUCAGCAAUUGGCCAUUCCGAGAUAUAAGAGCUAUCGUUGUCACGGAUGGAGAACGAAUCUUGGGCCUUGGCGAUCUUGGUGCCUAUGGUAUGGGUAUCCCCAUAGGAAAACUUUCUCUCUAUGUCGCAUUAGGAGGAAUUAGACCUAGAUGGUGUUUACCUGUGACUUUAGACGUCGGCACCAACAACGAAAAACUUCUGAAGGAUCCGUUGUACACUGGGCUACGAAAGAAACGCGUACGAGGGGAAGAAUACGAUCGUCUUGUUGACAAUUUUUUGAAAGCUGUAGGGAAAAGAUACGGACGGCAUACACUUGUACAGUUUGAGGAUUUCGCAUUCCAAAAUGCCUUCAGAUUGCUGGAUAAAUACAGAAACGACUACUGUACAUUCAAUGAUGAUAUACAAGGCACAGCGGCAAUAAUUCUUUCUGGGUUGAUAACAAGUACUCGAGUAACAAAAAAGAAGCUUUGCGAGCAAAAAUUCCUUUUCCAUGGAGCUGGGGCUGCAGGACUAGGAAUAGCAGAGGCGAUAGUGGCCCAAAUGAAGGUGGAAGGUGCUACGGAGGAACAAGCGUGUAGUAUGAUUUACAUGAACGACAAGGAAGGUCUGGUAACAAAGAAACAUGCUGAGUCAAUGACACCUCGACAUAUGAAGUUUGCAAAGGAUAUGCCAGAUAUGAAUAACCUUUACGAACUUGUCAAAAAAUUCAAGCCUAAUGCAAUAAUUGGUGUGUCAACACAAGGUGGAGCUUUUACCCCGGAGAUUAUCAAGGAGAUGACCAAGAAUAAUGAACAUCCAAUCAUCUUUGCACUUUCAAAUCCUACUGUGAAAUCUGAAUGCACAGCUAAAGAGGCUUAUGAGCAUUCCGAUGGCAAAGCUCUAUUCGCAUCCGGUUCACCAUUUGAUGAUGUCGAAUACAAGGGUAAAAUCUAUAAACCAGGGCAAGGUAACAACUCCUACAUCUUCCCCGGUGUUGGACUAUCUGCCCUUGUAUGGAACUCAAAGACCAUCCCCGAUGAUGUGUUUCUCAUUGCUGCGAGGACAUGUGCAAAAAUGACGCCAGACAAGCCGCUUUUCGACCAUGGACUUCUCUAUCCCCCAUUGGAAAACGCUCGCGAACUCUCUAUUCAGAUUGCGGUCAAUGUGGGAGAGUAUUUCUAUGAGAAAAAUUUGGCCAUGGUACAACCGAAACCAGAAAAUCUGGAAAUGUAUGUUCGCCACCAAGUGUUCCCAAUCGGUUACCAGGAGAUACUUGCCAAAGCGUAUAGAUAUCCUAUGGAAGAUUGUAAAGGCUAUCCAGUUCCACCAUUGCCCGAAAAGUGAAGAGUUAUUAAUGAAAACAGCAAAUUGACGAAAUUCACAUCGACCGUAGUUAUAAAUGCUGAACAUGCUUUGCUAUAAUUACGGCUUUACAAAGUGAGGCCACACACUUUUUGUGUCUUCACCAUGUUACUGGUCUACUUGUCUAG